Molecule: messenger RNA, 501 nt
Organism: Durusdinium trenchii
Lineage: Eukaryota; Dinophyceae; Suessiales; Symbiodiniaceae
Source: the annotation of a GenBank genome assembly
AUGUCUUCAGCGCAGUUGGCAGAGAUACAGCACAGGAUAGCGAACGUGUCAAGGCGCUUGCGAAGGAUGCAAGAGCGGACACAGCGACGUGCCCGCGUCCUCCGACUUCAAACCCUGCUGGUGUACAUCUAUUCAGGACAUCAGUCCGAUGUGGCUGCCCGUUUCUGGGUUUCUCAUACAGGAACCUCCUUGUCCUUGGGCGAGGCUGCCGCUCAUGUCGAGUGGUUGUACAUCAGUGCCAGUGUUGACGAGAAGGUGGAGAUGAUGCUCAAUCCCCGGUGCAGUCUUGGCCUGCGUCCUCUCAUGGUGGCCUUGCGGUUCAUCGUGGAGCUGCAGCUUCUCUCUUGGGUCCAGUUCCAGAACUACGAGUGUGGAGUCGCUCCAUCACGAAAGAUGUUGCUUGAUCAUGCUCAGUCUUGUGUGCCCAAGGAUCUGCCUCCAUCCCUCACUGCCCGAUUGCUCCGCCCUUUCAAAACUGCUCGCAGCCAGCGCAAGGCCUUG